AUGGGCUUUCUGGCGAUCAGAAGCCUAUUCCACAAGGAUUCUGUCAACGAUUAUCACGACGUCUUGGUUCCUCUCGAGAAAGCACAACGUCACCCAACGGUUGAAGUUGAGUACGCUCGUCGCCGCUCCGCCGAAGGCCAUGACAAUAACGGAGAUCUUGACGGCGCGAAAAAGGAAGCAGGCCUGCUCAAUACUAGCGAACGCAGUGGCGAAGAAGGCGUGGUGGGCACCAGUAGCGCCAACUACAGCCCUUAUACUAUCGAGGGACUCCGCUUUGAGGUCAUGGAAGAUGUGGCAGCCAGUGGUCAUGAUAGCACGUAUGAUUUGAAGAGCAAAGUUAUCAACAAGGCGAUUCAAGACAUUGGGAUGGGCAGGUACAACUGGGAGCUAUUCAUCUUAUGUGGAUUUGGAUGGUGUGCAGACAAUCUCUGGCUACAAGGAAUUGCGGUAACUCUGCCAUCCUUACAAGCCGAAUUUGGCAUCUCUGAGACUCGAGUCAGGUACACGACCUGUGCUCUGUUUACGGGCCUGUGUGUAGGAGCCAGCUUUUGGGGAAUCGGGAGUGACAUUAUGGGACGUCGUCUAGCUUUCAACUUGACACUGCUCAUAGCCGGCGUCUUUGGAAUAGCAGCUGGAGCAGCACCCUCUUGGAUUGGUGCCUGUGGCCUCUUCGCGGCACUUGGUGUAGGCGUUGGGGGCAAUUUGCCUGUCGACGGAGCGCUGUUUUUGGAAUUCCUCCCUACCGCCUCUGGUCGACAUCUGACUCUCCUCUCGGUUUGGUGGCCAGUCGGUCAGUUAGUUGCAUCCUUGAUUGGAUGGGGAUUUUUGGGAUCUCACUACGUCGUUGACAAGGGAUGGAGAUACUUCGUCUAUACGAUGGGGGCCAUGACCUUCGUGAUGUUCCUUUCUCGGUUUGUUCUGUUCCACCUUUUCGAGUCCCCCAAGUUUUUGCUCAGCAGGGGACGUCAAGCUGAAGCAGUGGCCGUUGUGCACGGAAUGGCAAGCAAAAACAGGACUAAAACUUGGCUCACCGAGGACAUACUCAACGAGAUCGGUGGCCAUCCUGAGACGGUACAAGUUCAGAAGCUCACCGAUAUGGAAAUUGUUAACCGGAAGCUGUCAUCGUUCUCGACAGAGCGAAUUGCUCCACUUUUCCAUACCAGAAAGCUCGCAAUCACGACAUUACUUCUCUGGUUCUGCUGGCUUGCAAUCGGCAUUGGGUACCCUCUUUUCAACGCCUUCCUACCUCAGUAUCUCAGCAAUGGCAGGAAUGCUUCUGGUCAACGAGUCAGCAGCUACGAAACGUACCGCAAUUAUGCGAUUACCUCGGUGGUUGGAGUUCCAGGCUCGAUCAUCGCAUGCUAUAUGGUUGACAUCCCGUACAUUGGCCGUAAAGGAACCAUGGCUAUGGCGACCAUGCUCUCUGGAAUCUUCCUCUUCUUAUUCACCAUCUCCUCAGACUCGAAAUAUCAGCUGGGAUUUUCUUCCGUCGAAGCAUUCUUCCAAAACAUCAUGUAUGGCGUCCUUUAUGCUUACACACCGGAGGUAUUCCCAGCACCGAACAGGGGAACCGGAAUAGGAAUCUCCAGUUUCUUGAACCGGAUCGGUGGGCUCUGUGCUCCCAUUAUUGCAGCGAAUAUCCCAGAUACAAGUCCCGAAGCUCCAAUUUUCGUGAGUGGUGCUCUCCUUUUGGCAGCGUUCGUUGCAAUGAUCUUUUUGCCCAUAGAGACACGGGGAAAGCAGAUGCUGUGA
Hyaloscypha bicolor E is the source of this 1752-nucleotide messenger RNA. RefSeq names its product putative sugar transporter. The record is from RefSeq and is a predicted model, not a curated record. Bases 1 to 1752 code for a protein of 583 amino acids. Gene Ontology annotation, molecular function: transmembrane transporter activity. The transcript is spliced from 6 exons. Gene Ontology annotation, biological process: transmembrane transport. Lineage: Eukaryota; Fungi; Ascomycota; Leotiomycetes; Helotiales; Hyaloscyphaceae.